Messenger RNA from Stylophora pistillata, 1183 nucleotides. RefSeq lists its product as uncharacterized. The record is from RefSeq and is a predicted model, not a curated record. NCBI's taxonomy places the organism in Eukaryota, Metazoa, Cnidaria, Anthozoa, Scleractinia, Pocilloporidae. Gene Ontology annotation, cellular component: voltage-gated potassium channel complex; membrane. Gene Ontology annotation, biological process: potassium ion transmembrane transport; action potential. Gene Ontology annotation, molecular function: delayed rectifier potassium channel activity; ligand-gated monoatomic ion channel activity.
AGUUCCGAUUGUAAAUGUAACAUUUCCACUUUUUUUUAACACUUCAAGUGUUACACUUUUAGAAAUAUGGUUCACUUCUGUAUUAGCCAUCAAAGAAGAAUCGUUUGCCACCAGCAGACAAAUUGUUCACGCAUUUGCACAAAUAUGGGAGCUUCUUGUUCUUUGCAUAAUAGCAACCAUGCUAUCAGGAAUUGUCAUUUGGUUUUUGGAUCACAGAACAAACUCGGGUCAUUUUCCAAACUCGUUUUGGAGAGGCGUUCAAGACGGAUUGUGGUGGGCAGUGGUUACCAUGACAACAGUGGGUUAUGGUGACAAAGUUCCUAAAUCAUCGCUGGCUCGGGUGUAUGCUUCACUGUGGAUGAUCAUUGGAAUGUUGUUGAUGUCAACCAUUACAGCCCAGAUCUCCUCGUCCAUCACUGCUGAUGGAUUACGUCCCUUAAAUGAUAUGUUUGGAUGUAAGGUUGGUGUUCCCUUGGGAAGUAGAAACCUCUUUGAGAAAUACAACCGUGGAGCCGACGUCACUGAAUAUUCCACAGAAAGCGCACUCCUAAAAGGCCUGAUGGAUGGUAAAGUGGAUAAAAUAUGGCUGUUCGACUGUGGCACCGAGGAAAUGAAAAAUCAAUUUUCUCGUUUGACGAUCGUUGACGAAUCGAUGGAUUAUUCUACCGUCAGGGUGGGUUUUGCGGUGGAAGAAGGACACGAGGGCCUUGAAGACUGUUUGCAAAGCCAAACUGAUCGGGAGAAAUCAUGGAAAACAAAAUGGAUGGACGAUGACAGCUCGGACGAUGAAGACAAGGAUUGGCAGUCUUCCUGUUUUUCCAAGUACAGCCAUGGAAAAUACCGACAUGAUAUGAAGCAAGGCUCAUCUAGGGGCCAAAUAGAAUCCUUCCACUUCGUUUUGCUGGCCUUUGCUGGUAUUCUUGUCACGUUCUUGUUGAUUGGUUCCCUAAGGAAUGCUUGCUCGAAGAGACCGACAUCAUAUGUUGUUGAUAUCGAAAAAGGAGUGUUUAACACGAAACUGAGAGAGAGUACUACUAGCGCAGUACACAUGAGGAAUCUCUCGACACCAUCAGUUAACUAUUACACAGAGCAGUAGUACGCCUUUGAAACUGUUAUACCACAGGUAGCCCAAGCUCUCUUUGAGAACCACACAAGGAACACAAUUUGCAUAUUUAUAAGGUUU